CGCAACGAAACAAUUCAAGCCCAACUUACACACCAAGCCUGGCAAGCCUCCCUACUACGUUUAUCCGAAUACCUACGCCUAGCUCAACGCGCACACGAAGAAGGCUCACUACCAUACCGCCGCCGUAUCGCUGCUCUGAAGGAGGAAAACCGCAUACUGCGCGCCAAAGCUGGCUGGGAGCCUGCUAGUGAAAGCGAGGGCAGUGACGACGAGGAUGAUGUGUUUGAUGAGGGCGUUGAGGCCGACUCCGCCUGAAAGAUUACUUGAGAAAUGUCGAUUAGCAGCAUGGGUCAUCACCUGGAGUUCACAAGGCGAAUGGAGUACAAGAAUUGCCGUCGGAUUUUUACAGGUGGCAUCAACAGCGCCAGUAGCGCUUACAGAGUUUUAUAUUGCACUGACUUUACAUUGUUCUUUCUCUCGACAGCUUUUGCAGCUCGCGAUAUCUUGCAGGUGGCCACUGCAAACCCAAACCGUCCUGGACCAUUGACCGUGGAUUUUGGCACUGCAAAACGUCGAAACUACCGCAUUGAGCGCCUCACCGUGCCCACCGAUGAGCUGGCCUCGCACGACCGUGUGACCGAGUCUCUCGGUGCAACACACAAAGUCUAUGACAAGCAAGGUGCUUCUGGCUUUGAUGAAGAUGUAGAGGCCAGUCCUAAGGUACCAGCUGCAAUCGAGGGCAAUUGGACCGACCUUUUCAAAGGCAGAACAACUCCAAGACCAAACGAUGUUGGACCUGACAAAGGGAGACUCAGCGAAUAGCGUCCAGAGGCUUCUCCAGUGUUCCAAUGCUAGAUAUCUUUGUAGUCCAGCAAUCAGGUAUGGCCAUAUAAGGUCCCCCUGAUCCCCUUCCAUAGGUCUUCAAUCGUCAGCAGAUUUAUAAGCCCGGACGAUCUGAAGAAGCAAUUGAUGAGUGUCCUUUCGCUUUCGACGUCGCUCGACGAUGGACCCGGGUCGUUGAA
This is a messenger RNA of Aureobasidium pullulans EXF-150, 962 nucleotides long. RefSeq lists its product as uncharacterized. The record is from RefSeq and is a predicted model, not a curated record. NCBI's taxonomy places the organism in Eukaryota, Fungi, Ascomycota, Dothideomycetes, Dothideales, Saccotheciaceae. The coding region runs from base 271 to 762 and encodes 163 amino acids. The transcript has 2 exons.